AUGGCAAUGUAUAUGUCCUCUACCGCAUCUUCGACGACGCACAUCAGGUCUCCCUCUGGAACCCCCAUAGACUCUCCACACGAGAUGACUCGAUCGCCGUCCGCCGAGCCAAGCAAGCCUGCCAAGCGGAAGGGUACUCGCAGCGUCUCGACUUUGACGCCGUCCCAACUGGCUAGGAAGAGGGCAAACGACAGAGAGGCACAGAGGGCUAUUCGCGCGCGGACAAAGGAACACAUCGAACGACUCGAGAGGGAGGUCGAGGAGCUCAAGAGCAAGCAGAACCGCGACGAAACCCUCCAAGAGCUCAUCAGGAAGAACAAGUACCUCGAGAAGGAGAUUGCCAGGCUGCGCGAGACUUAUGGCAUCCCCACCCCGCCAACAUCCCACCCAUAUGCGCCGUCCAUCUAUGACGACUCUGCAGUGUCCAGCCGGACCUCAUCAUCUUUUGGGCAACAUUCGCCAGACUACCAUCAGGUCGGAGAGUAUGGAGCUUCCUACAUGACAACCCCCGAGCCUUCCGAACCGUGGACAUCAGUCUUACCUUGCUCCAAUGUUUCAAGCCCAGCAUCGUCCGGAAGUGCAGAAGAAUACGGAUACAUCCCAACCAGUGUUCCCGCCGGUAUUGAUGGACUCCCUCCCACGUCGCGCGUUGGUGCCUGUAUGAAAUAUGAAGAUAUGGAUAACGAAAACGGAUACCCACGAAGCAAUGGCGUCCCGAUGCCCCCAACCUAUAUGCACCAGCAGCAGUGGCCCGUACCAUACAGCGCAACCGUUUACUACCCCCAAUCGCCGGCUCUCUGA
This is a messenger RNA of Pyricularia pennisetigena, 801 nucleotides long. RefSeq lists its product as uncharacterized. Lineage: Eukaryota; Fungi; Ascomycota; Sordariomycetes; Magnaporthales; Pyriculariaceae. Bases 1 to 801 code for a protein of 266 amino acids. The record is from RefSeq and is a predicted model, not a curated record. The transcript is spliced from 4 exons.